Messenger RNA from Episyrphus balteatus (marmalade hoverfly), 1447 nucleotides. RefSeq lists its product as uncharacterized. Bases 102 to 1403 code for a protein of 433 amino acids. The transcript has 4 exons. NCBI's taxonomy places the organism in Eukaryota, Metazoa, Arthropoda, Insecta, Diptera, Syrphidae. The record is from RefSeq and is a predicted model, not a curated record.
UUUGCUUCGUUGUUUAUUUGUUUCAAUCCAUCUUCUUGAUAAAUUUAAAUAAUUUUUUUAUUUAUCUUAAUUUAUUUAUCUCUUAACAGUAAUUUUUAAAAAUGCCAAGAGACGCAGAAAAAAUUGCUCUCAUUGCAAUGGUAAUGCAAAUGUGUUAUCUUUAUUUAAAAAUCCAUAAAAACAAAAAUCGCAAUCGUAAAUGGUGGAUACGUCCUUUGUAUCAAAAUAGACAUAAUAGAGGAUAUUUUCAAACAACUUUUAAGCAAAUAAAAGAAAAUGACGAAGAUCUUUUAUUUAAUGCAACAAGAUUAACUCGUUUGCAAUAUGAUUUGCUUCUUUCUUUAAUUAAAUCCAAAUUAACAAAAACAUCCAUUAGAAGACCAAUAAGUCCAGAAUGCAGAAUGGUCGUUACUUUAAUGUACCUCUCACAAGGAGCUUCAUUUAAGUUCCUAGCAGAGAGCUUUAGAAUGGGCUUAUCAACUGUCCGAAGCAUUAUAAUCGAGGUUUGCGAUGUGCUUUGGAAAGUCCUUUCACCGGCGUACAUGCCAGAAAUGAAUGCCAAUGACUGGAAAUUCAUGAGCACUCAAAUAAACGAUCGUUGUCAUAUUCCUCAUUGUGUUGGGAUUAUAGAUGGGAAGCACAUUGAGAUAAAGCGGCCACCAAAAUCAGGCACUAAAUAUAUAAAUUAUAAAGGCUUCUAUAGUACUGUCCUGCUUGCAGUGUGUAAUGCAAAUUAUACAUUCACAGUUGUAGAUGUAGGAACUUAUGGAAGUCAGCAAAACCAAGGGAAAGAUUUUACUGACUCAACAUUUGGCAAAAUGAUAUUUUCUAAUAACUUACAACUACCACCACCUGAAAAACUACCAAACUCAGAUAAGGUAGUACCUUAUUUUUUUGUCGGUGAUGAUGCAUUUCCGUUGCGUAUGAAUCUACUGAGACCAUAUCUUGGCAAUACAUUGGAUGCGGCAGAGUUAAUUUUCAACGAUAGACUAUCCGAGGCACGUGAAAUUACUGAAAAUACAUUUGGCAUUUUGGUUGCUCGAUGGCGUAUUUUAAACAAAUGUAUUGAAUUUCAACCGAAAAAUGCCAACAAAGUCAUUCUUGCUUGUACUGUGCUGCAUAACUUUAUAAAAACAACAGAUAGUUUGUAUAAUUCAAACUACUACUGCCCUGAAGGUUUUUGUGAUAUGUAUAACUAUGAUGGGACAAGAAUUGAUGGAAUAUGGCGACAAGAAAUACAAGAUCUUAUUUCGGUUAGAAGAUGCGGUAAUCACAAUCGGGAAGAAGGAGCCUUUGAAGUGCGUAGAAAGUUGGCACAAUACUUAUUAAAUGAGGGUCAGCAGAUGUCUUUGGGGCAUUCCAUGGUCAUGGCGGGGGGACUUGUAGAAAUACUGUAUGAAUAAAAAUAAAUGUUUUUUUUUUACAUUUUAAUGUUACCAAAACUAGA